AUGACGACAUUACUGAAAAAUACAGACCCUCGUCAGCUACACGACUCUCCCAAACCUUUAAACCUUUCAAACCCAAUACGGCUUGCUUUUCUUGGAGGGGCUAAAGCAGGCAAAACAUCAAUAAUCUCAAAGUUGAUCUUGGGCAAUUUUAGAGACACUUAUUAUCCAACGACAUAUCUCAACCCGAAUCUAUUCAAUUAUGAGCCAUCAUCAGAAAACGCCAAAGAUAUAUUGCGUGGAAAAUCAUUGUCGACAGAUGCUCAUUUGAACCUUUCACCAAACAUCCAAAACAACAAAAGAGCUACAACCGGCAAAACCGUCUUUACCAAAAAUCAGUACUACGCCACAUCAUCUUCAAGUAUUACACCAAUAUUGGUUGAACUAAUAGACACACCCAGUUACAACCCCGAUAAAACGGUUCCAUAUCUUGAGGCUUCACUUUACACAAAUCUAGAUAAAGAUGUAUUGCACAACCUUGCCAAUGAACCACGACGACCAGUCUCGACCAGUCCACUCUUGGUUGCUAGUGGAGCUAGUGAAUUGAAUGGGGAUGUCAAUGGCUAUUUCUUUGUUUAUAGCGCUAUUCCAAGCUUUACACCACCUGGGUAUGAUGAACAAGACGCGGGUGGGUUACCCAAGAAUCAUACGUUUAAUCUUUUACCUUCAAUUAAAGCCGCACUUGAUGACGCAUGGGAAGAGUAUAUUUCAUUCAAAGAAAACUGGAAACGUGGCCAGGAAGAAGAUGUUUUUUCAUUCAAGAAUGCUUUUAAGAAUAUUUGGAGAUCAAACGAUUCAGCAUCCAAUCUGCAACAUGCAUACAUAAUGGAGUCGAAAUCAAAGGCUCCGCCAAUUUGGAUCAUUUGUACUCAUACCAAUAGUGAUUUAGCUUCGGAUCAAUUGAUUUUGGAGGGUAGGCAACUAAGCAAAGAGUGGGACUGUGGUUUCAUUGCUAUUGAUUGCUUGAAUGACAUCGAUGAGGUCUUGUCAUUGAUGAUUAGGGAUAUAAUACAGGGAAAAAUAAUGUAA
Lodderomyces orthopsilosis Co 90-125 is the source of this 1026-nucleotide messenger RNA. RefSeq lists its product as uncharacterized. Bases 1 to 1026 code for a protein of 341 amino acids. The record is from RefSeq and is a predicted model, not a curated record. The transcript has a single exon. NCBI's taxonomy places the organism in Eukaryota, Fungi, Ascomycota, Pichiomycetes, Serinales, Debaryomycetaceae.